This is a messenger RNA of Perca fluviatilis (European perch), 8655 nucleotides long. It is a transcript of the gene myo9bl, whose product is annotated as unconventional myosin-IXb. Lineage: Eukaryota; Metazoa; Chordata; Actinopteri; Perciformes; Percidae. Gene Ontology annotation, cellular component: myosin complex. The record is from RefSeq and is a predicted model, not a curated record. The transcript is spliced from 44 exons. Gene Ontology annotation, molecular function: microfilament motor activity; GTPase activator activity; ATP binding. Bases 476 to 7402 code for a protein of 2308 amino acids. Gene Ontology annotation, biological process: intracellular signal transduction.
CCCAUACUGCUUCUGUUAUUUAGCUAGGCAGAGAGAAAGGAAGUACUAGCGACAGGCUAGCUGGUUAGCCGGUCUGAAACCACACAGUCUGUCAGGUCUUCUGAGUCUAUUUUACCUCAGACCCUUCUCUUCUUUGUGUAAUAUAAGCGUAUAAGACCCUUUUUUUUCGGUUCAUGUUGUUUCCACCCCGGUUUCAAAACUGCAAGCUCAACUCUCAACCUUUGUCUGUCGGGGACUCCACCGUUGUUAGCCUGGUUUAUACAAGUCAGUCUUGGUUUAUUCAAAGGAGAAAGAAAACCACAAACUGAAAAGCGGAGACUUGGUUUUCAAUAUUUUUUUUCACCAGUUGGUUGAAUCGCGGGGAAUGCAAUCAAGGAUUACACCAAGACAAUGAGAAAUACAAUCGCUAAAGGUGCUGCGUGGUGAGCAGGAAGCAGUGGGUGCGGCAUGCUGAGGCCACUCCCCCUGGCCCAGGAUGAGUGUCAGAGAUGGCGCUGCCACCAUGGCAACGAACGCUGGUGGAGGAGGAGGGGGAGGCGGGCCAGCUUGCCCCAACGAUCAUGAUGGCCGCUCAUACCUGCUCCAGAUCUACCCACGGUUGGCUGCCCAGUCCACCACCUGCUGCAACCUUAGAGUGCAGAAAGAUGCGACAGCAGCCUCCGUGAUCUCAGACGCUGCCAUAGCACUUGGGCUGGACCCUGGUCGAAUGUAUGUGCUGGCAGAGGUGAAGGAAUGUGGCGGAGAGGAGUGGGUGCUCGAGGCUGGAGACCUGCCAGCGCAGAGGUUUCUGCUGUGGCCUCGGAAAGCCCAAGAGCAACACCCUCAGAGCCUUGGCUUUUACUUCUUACUACAGGAGAGGAACCAUGAUGGCACUAUCCAUUAUGUCCACCUUCCACCUGUGACUAAGGAGCAGGAAGCACAGCUAGCCGCCAGGGGCUUCCUUCCUCCUCCACAGGACGACUUUGCAGACCUCUGCAACCUCCCCGUCCUCAAUGAGGACAGCAUAUUAAACAACCUGCGCAAGCGCUUUUACGAGAAAAAAAUCUACACCUAUGCAGGCAGCAUCCUCAUCGCCAUCAACCCUUUCAAGUUCCUGCCCAUCUACAACCCUAAGUACGUCAAGAUGUACGAGAACCACCAGCUGGGCAAACUGGAGCCUCAUAUUUUUGCUAUCGCAGAUGUGGCCUACUACGCUAUGCUCAGGAAGAGGGUCAACCAGUGCAUCGUCAUCUCUGGGGAAAGUGGCUCAGGCAAGACCCAGAGUACCAACUUCUUGAUCCACUGUCUGACUGCGCUCAGCCAGAAGGGCUAUGCCAGUGGGGUGGAGAGGACCAUACUGGGAGCUGGACCGGUCCUGGAGGCCUUUGGAAACGCCAAAACCGCCCACAACAACAACUCCAGCCGCUUUGGUAAAUUCAUUCAGGUGAAUUACCUGGAGAGUGGAGUGGUCAGAGGGGCUGUGGUAGAGAAGUAUCUCCUGGAGAAGUCUCGUCUGGUUUCCAGAGAGAAGAACGAGAGGAACUACCACGUGUUUUACUACCUGUUGUUGGGAGCUUCAGAGGAGGAAAGGAAGGAGUUCAAGCUGCUGCCGCCUGAAGACUACUUUUACCUCAAGCAGCAAAACUUUAAAAUAGAAGAUGAAGAAGACCUGCGUCAUGAUUUUGAAAGGCUGCAGCAGGCAAUGGAGAUGGUUGGCUUCCUUCCCGCCACCAAGAAGCAGAUCUUUUCUGUGCUUUCGGCCAUCUUGUAUCUGGGAAACGUGACCUACAUGAGGAAGUCGACCGGCAGAGACGAGGGGUUGGACGUCGGACCACCAGAGGUCCUGGCUACACUCUCUGACCUGCUGAAGGUUAAAGAGGAGCUGCUGGUUGAGGCGCUGACAAAGAGGAAAACGGUGACCGUCAACGACAAGCUGAUCCUCCCUUACAGCCACUCUGAGGCUAUCACAGCCAGAGACUCCAUGGCCAAAUCUCUGUACAGCGCCUUGUUUGACUGGAUCGUCCUGCGCAUCAAUCACGCACUGCUUAACAAGAAAGAUAUGGAGGAAUCUGUUCCAUGUUUGUCCAUCGGUGUCCUGGACAUUUUUGGCUUUGAGGACUUUGAGACCAACAGCUUUGAGCAGUUCUGCAUCAACUAUGCAAAUGAGCAGCUGCAGUAUUAUUUCAACCAUCACAUCUUCAAUCUGGAGCAGGAGGAGUACCAAGCAGAGGGAAUCACCUGGCACAACAUCGACUACACAGACAAUGUGGGCUGUAUCCAUCUCAUCAGCAAGAAGCCCACUGGCCUGCUCUACCUGCUGGAUGAGGAGAGCAACUUUCCCCAUGCCACAGAUGAGACAUUACUAGCCAAAUUCAAGCAGCAGCACCAGGGGAACAAAUACUUUGUCCCCACACCAGUCAUGGAGCCUGCAUUCGUCAUUCGACACUUUGCUGGGAAAGUCAAAUAUCAAAUCAAGGAUUUCCGGGAGAAGAACACAGACCACAUGCGUCCAGACAUUGUGGCGUUGUUGCGGAGUAGCGACCGUGCAUAUGUGCGGCAGCUCAUCGGCAUGGACCCGGUGGCCAUGUUUCGAUGGGGCAUCCUGCGCGCCACCAUCAGAGGCAUUACUGCUUUUAACGAAGCGGGCCGCUCCUGGGCCACCAAAACUUCAGGUGUUGUCCGUCCAAUCUCCAGAACUCCUUUAGGAGAGCUUCAGCGAUCCAAUGCCCCAAUAGACAGAAUGUACAAACGAGCUUCUAUGCUCGAUUUCUACUUUGAUCACUCAGAGGAGCGCCCUCUAGAGGCCUUUGAAGACAUCUUUGCUAGCUAUGAGAGUAAGAAAGACAUGCAUGCAGAGAUCAUCAGCUCCAUUAAGAACUUGCCGUUGGAUGGUGAGGACCCUCGAAAGCUGCUGCAGUCCUGGGGUCGCCUCCGCUUCCCUCGACACGUCCUCCAGAAAAACAAGCACACCAAACAGCGGCAGGUCAUUCCCAAGAGAUUGCUGGAUUCUCGGUCUCUGAAGUUCAUUGUGAGCCUGACACUGCAUGAUCGCACCACCAAGUCCCUGCUCCACGUGCACAAGAAGAAGAAGCCCCCCAGCAUCAGUGCCCAGUUCCAGACCUCUCUGACCAAACUCUUGGAGACUCUGAACAGAGCAGAGCCGUUCUUCAUUCGUUGUAUCCGCUCCAAUGCUGAGAAGAAGGAGAUGCAUCUGGAUGAGGCCUUGGUGGUUCAGCAGCUGCGAUACACAGGAAUGCUGGAAACUGUUCGCAUCAGGAGAUCAGGCUAUGGAGCCAAGUACACAUUCCAGGAGUUCAUAGAGCAGUUCAGGGUUUUGCUGCCAAAGAACGCUGCUGCCUCUAAAGAGGACAUCUCAGCGCUGCUUGAGAAGAAGAUGGGCCUGGAUCCCACCACGUACCAGAUAGGCAAAACUAAGGUGUUCUUAAAGGAGCUGGAGCGACAGCAGCUGCUGGACACGCUGCACAAGGAUGUAAUGCGGAAGAUCAUCUUCCUUCAGCGCUGGUGCAGAGGUCGCCUGCAGAGAAAAGAGUUUCUGGACAUGAGACAGGCAGCCAUCUUGAUACAGCGUUCAUGGCGCAGGUACUGCAAAGAGGAGCAAUGGCGGCGGGCAGCCGCUUUGAUCCAGGCUGCGUGGAGAGGGCACAGACAGAGAUCAGCGUACCACCGCCAAAGACAGGGCGCUACCAAAAUACAAGCCCUGGUCAGAGGACACUCAGCACGCAGAAGGUGCCACUCUAUGCGUGAGGAGAAACAGAGAAAGGAGGAGGAGGAAAAAGAAGCUCUGAAAAGGGCAGAAGAAGAGGAAAGGAGGAGGAGGGAAGAAGAGGAGGAGGCAAGGAGAAGAGCACAAGAGGAGGAAGAAAGGAGGCAGAUGGAAGAAGAGGCAGCAAGGAGAAAGGCAGAAGAGGAGGAAGCAAGAAUGAGAGCAGAGGAAGCUGCCAGGAAAGCGCAGGAAGCACAAAAAAAGAGAGAGGAAGCGGAGAAAAGACUGGCAAGCGAGCCUCAAACAAGAGAGUAUCCGGAUAUAGAGCUGGUCACAGAGGAGAUGCUGGCUGACAUCCUCCCUGUCCAGGAGACAGAGGAGGAGAGAGGAGAGGUUCACACAAGCUCACACACAGAGGAGGAACAGGGCAAGGAUGAAGAGCUGGAGGAUGAGGAUGAAGAAUUGGAGACCAACGGUACUAUGGCUGAGGCUGGACCCCAGCUUGAUGAGAAAGAAGAUUAUGAGGAUUUAAGACUGCCCUCUGAUGGGGUUACCUCCAACGCACUUACACCCACAUGUCCAGCUGAGGGGUUGGAUAAACAGGCUCCGGGCAAUACCUCCACACCUUCCAAUGCUGAACUAAAGAGAGCACAUGCUCCAGCUAUUAGCAGGGGCCUGUCAUCCAGGAGCCAGGAGAAGAGAGAGCAGAGGAGACGAAGAGGACUGGAGCACAACCAGAGAGAGACUGAACGAGCCGCCUCCACUUCCGCCACCUCAGACAGCAGCAAGGAUCAAACAUCCCCGCCGAAGAGCAAAAGCCAGGAGCCCUCUAAGCUAAAAGAGCGGGCAGAUAGCAAAGAGCUGGACCAGUACACAUUUGUGGCCUGGAAAAUGAAGGAAGACAAAGGAGGGAAGAAGGAGGCAAAAACGUCUCCUCCUACCGCCGGUCCUGUUCGUCCGUCUUCGUUACCCCUGCACACCACUGACCCUGGGCCUGACAGAAACGGUUUAGGCGAUGUUGUCGGAGCAACAAACCUGCAACGCCGUCCUGUGGUGGUUAAGGAUAAGUGGAGGGGGAGGAGGAGUGAUGGAGAUCCUGAGAACAUCAGCCCUCCUCCACCUCACAACAGAGAGGAAAGGGGGAAAAAACAACCACUGAGCGAAACAGCCACCUCAUCAGUUGACAGUUUGUCUCCAGGUUCUGAUGGGGCUGGGGCUUUUUCAGCCAGAGAGAUGAUUUCCCUCUCAGAAAGCCAUGAUGGCUCAAAGGGAAGCUCCAUCAGAAGGAAACCCCAAGGUGGUUCUGGUCACCAAGACUCGGCACAUUCCAUCCCAUCCACACCAGACAGGUCAGGUGGUUUCUUCAGCAAGAUUUUGAAAAAACGACCGCACAAGGAGGCCCACACGCCAGACAACGGAGAGUUGACACUUGCUCAGAUUCUCAAUGAGAGGCCGACGGGAGGGGAAGCCACGACGUCCGGACAUCCAUCUCGUCCUCUGUCCCAGCCCCCUGUGGACCGUUCUGGUAAAGGUUUAACCCGCAACCCAACCAUAAAGAUCAGUCGUGCCACACGGGUCUCAGAGCAGUGGAACGCCUCGCUGGAUCGGGAAAUCACCAACGCUAACGAGCUGCGGCACCUCGAUGAGUUUCUGGGCAACCAGGUCAAUGAUUUCCGCUCCAGGGGGAAGUCGCUGUCAGCCACAGAGGCCAUCUUUGUUACAGCCACCAUGCAGUUCAGAGAGACAAUCAAAGCCAUGUAUUCUCUCCCAAGACCCACCAUUGGCUACAAAGGUCUGAUGACGGGCUACCAGAACAAAGUCAUCCACCUGGCAGGCGACAAGCAGAAAGGAGAAGUCCAGCUUGUGGUCAACCUCUUCCAGUCGGUGCUGGAUGGCUUCAUCAGAGGAGAGAUGAAGAAGGAGGAGGCUGAGCCUGCAAAGCCUGCUAAAGCUAGGAAGAAGAGGAGGAAAAAAGAUAAAAGUGUGGAGAGCCCUCUGGAUCAUGUUUUCGUCAACUAUCAGGUCAACAUUAUGCAGUCGUGUGACCAGUGUAUUUCUUACAUCUGGGGCAUGGAGAAGGCCUACAUGUGCAGCUAUUGUAAAAUGGUGUGCCACAAGAAGUGCCUUUGCAGAAUAAUCACGGACUGCUCCACCUUCUGCACCAAAAAGAGUGACGAGGAAUUUGCCGGUCUGCACUUUGGAGUGCGUGUGUAUCACCUGGUCAGCGAUAAGAACCCAGUACCCAUGGUGCUGGAGAUGAUGCUGGAGCACGUGGAGAUGCACGGCCUCUACACCGAGGGAAUCUAUCGCAAGUCUGGCUCUGCCAACCGCAUGAAAGAGCUACACCAGCGUCUAGAGACCGACCCCCACCUGGUCUGCCUCGAAGACUACCCCAUCCACACAGUGACGGGCCUGGUGAAACAGUGGUUGAGGGAGCUACCAGAUCCACUGUUGACCUUCACACAUUACAGUGACUUCCUGCAUACUGUGGAACUGCCAGAGAAGCAGGAGCAGCUUCAAGCUAUAUACAAAGUGCUGGAAGAGCUUCCUCCAGCAAACUUCAACACAUUGGAGAGACUCGUCUUUCACCUCGUCAGGGUGUGUAAAGAGGAGGCUUCCAACCGUAUGUCCCCUAACUCGUUGGCCAUAGUUUUUGCCCCGUGUAUCCUGCGCUGCCCAGACAGCGCUGACCCGCUGCUCAGCAUGAAGGAUGUUGCCAAGACCACCACCUGUGUAGAGAUGAUCAUCAACGAGCAGAUCAGACGCUACAAUGAGAAGAUGGAGGAGAUCGAGCAGCUGGAGUACGCGGAGGCUCUGGCUGUUAACCAGCUCAAACUCAAGAGACAGAACACGCACUACUGGCAUUUACCUCUCAGGUUCUCAGCUCCUUACAAGGGAGUGGUGGUGCAUGAGAAGGUCAGUUGUGAUCUCAGCGUGGUCCCUGAGAACGAGCCUCUGGACUCAGACACAGAGGCUGAGAAGAACCUGGUGGAACGCAUCAAGUCCAUCAAACAAGAGAAAGAUGAUCUGGCCUGCCGACUGCCGGAGAUGGAGCAGCCUGGUUCAGACCAGGAGAACUUUGACUCUGAAGCCUCGCUGAGCUCCGAGAGUCUGUUGGAUGAGCAGCAGCGCUCUUCUGUUCACGGUUCAGAGCCUGAAGGACGAGGUGGCUCCCUGCUGAGGAGAUACAGGCCAGCUUGUCCGCCCAAACCAUCAGACAUGGCCCAGCGACCUAAAGUCCCUGGUGGACGUGUCUCUCUGCUAAGCCUCACCCCUUCUAGCUCCACCUCCUCUUUGUCCAGCUGCGUUUCUUCAGCCUCUGAGUUAUCCACCGCCUCCUCCAGGCAUCCGCUGCAACGCCGCAACCCCAUCAUCCCAGGCACAGUUAAACUUCCGCCUGGCGUCCUCUCCCAGUCUGCGGCCUCAAGUCCAGCUCCGACUUGUACCAAUCCUAGAAAUGGAGCAUUAAAGUACUCGGUCAGGAGAAGGGAGCACCCAGGCCGCCGCAAAGACAGCACCCAGUCCCUGUACAUCGACAGCCCUGAGUGUGACCUGUUGUUGCAUUUUUCUUCCUCCUCCUCCUCCUCCAUUCCCAUGGUAACACCCUCUCCUCAGCACCAGCACCUCGAUACUCAAGCCACGAAGGGCCAGAGACGUUUUUCUGACCCAGACAUACCUUAUAUGGACGAUGAUGUCUGACCAGGGCAGAACAGGAAAGAUAGACAAGCGAAGAGGAUUACGGGCAACAACCUCCGAGUAGACAAAAGGAAAUGAGUUGCCACGUAUGACAAUGAUUGUAGAGAGCCAGGAGAGGAUAAGAAUCAAGAAUCACAGUAGACGAACAUAACCUCUACACGUGAACGUGAUGAGAUGUGCAGUAUCCACAGUGGAUCUACAAAGUUUACCAGACGUGACACAAAAUGGAGGCUGUUCAGUUGCUGUUGUGAGUGGGAACGAAUCAAGGAACUGCAAUGUGUCUAAAGUCUUGUUGUCCUCAAUGACAGUAAAAAUAACCGGACAAGAUGUUGCCAAGCACCUUUUCUACCAUUUUAAUAUAUUGUGGUGAUUGACUGAUGAGUUGGGACAGAGGCUGUUUUUUUUUGUCACCUCAUAAUGAUGGAGCAGCAAUUUUGUUUUCUUUCUCCUGUUUUAUUUUUUUUAAUCACAUGUGUGCUAAUUCAAGGAGAUAUUGCAGGUUCCAGCCACACUUUUCAUUUCUAAGUUCUCCUAAUGAGCAAAACAUGCUGAAACGUUAGCUAGUGCCUUGGUGAUGAAACUCAUUUCCCAUGUCAUGUUACAGAAUGUGCUCGCAGAGGGUGGGAGGGUUAUUUGGGAUUAAGAGAGGGAACCUUUGUCUUUUGUGACUUUUAUGUUAAUUGAACUGAACCGACACAAGACAUGUUUGAAACAAGGACCUAAACAUGCCCAUUGUGACUCUUGUGUAGGUGCUGCGUUACAACAGCUGCAAUGGACAACAUUGUCUUUCCACCUACCGCACAACAAACCCCGGAAAGAAAGUCGUUGCCUCGCAUAGCAAAGGGAAAUGGAAGCAGCACACGCCACUUUUUUUUCCUUUUGAAACAACAAAAACACAAACCCAGCCAUGAUGCAACAAGCCGUGCCACGGUGUCUUUAAAGGCUCCCAGUGCUUGGACUCACCUUACCCCUUUUCUAAAAUGAACUAGGCUUCACUCAGCUGUACCGUAGCUGCCGUUCAAAGUAAACAGUCCCAUAAUGAGCAGGUUCUGCUGGAGCACAGCUUUGGCCAACUUUGUAAUACUAAUCUUCAUCUCUGACUGCUGUUGAAUGAUGCCUGUUUAGUUUGUCUGUAUUAUGAGGAAGAUGUUCUGAUGUGUAAUGUGUAACAGAGAGUGUGUGGUUGGGACUGAAUGACGUGAACUGUAAUGGUUAUUAGUGUUAACAUGACAAUACAGAACGUGAUGCUUGUAAUA